Molecule: messenger RNA, 492 nt
Organism: Anthostomella pinea
Lineage: Eukaryota; Fungi; Ascomycota; Sordariomycetes; Xylariales; Xylariaceae
Source: the annotation of a GenBank genome assembly
AUGGGAAAAUUCGUGGAUCUCGACGACUUUAUCGAGUGGUUCAUCGCACGCAAGACAUCUGUUUGGGGCAUCUUUGCGUUUGGAAUCACGGCUUGCGACAGUGGGGGCAGAGUAGUCACUACACCCGACUCCCAGACCUGGGCCACGAUAGUCCUAUCGACGGAUGGACAACUGGGCGAGGCCGAGGCCAGCACGAUACUCCGGCUCCUCGAUGUUACCAUUGCGGAUAACAUGCUCAAGCAGCAGUUGCCUGGAAGACUAGCGUACCGCAUCGAGUCGAGCGGCAAGUCAUACCGAGCGAGAGCGUGCCGCGCAAAGAGCGGGCAGUUGAGCACGGCGGAGAUCAUCAAGCAGGGCGAGAUAGAGGUGACGAGCGAGGAGUCGGACGGCGAAACGACACGCCCUGCGACGCCCCAGGGCCUCGUAGAAAGGCAGGUGGUGGAAGUAGAGCUUGAUGCCGGGGGAUCUGAUGGUGACGGCUGUCACAAUUGA